GGCUGCGGCGUCAUCCUGGCGUUAACAGUUAACAGUCCGUGUUAGUCCUCCCACAGUAGCUAUGGUGGGCAUGAGUGUUCUCAGGUCUGCUGCUGCCUUUGCAGCCAGACUGAGUCCUCUGAAAUCUGGAAAUACGGCGGCAAAUUUACUCACUCGGACAAUCCCACGGGCAGAUAAAGUGGCCGUCCGUUGGGGUCAUGGAAAGAAAAUGUUUGUCAUCAAACCCUCUGAAUACUACGACAGGAGAUUUCUGCGUUUAUUUCGAUUUUACGUCCUGCUGACUGGCAUUCCUGUGGCUAUCAUUGUCACAUUUGUGAAUGUCUUCAUCGGUGAGGCAGAGCUGGCAGAAAUUCCUGAGGGCUAUAUACCUGAGUACUGGGAGUACUACAAGCACCCCAUCACCAGGUUUAUUGCUCGGAACAUCUGUGAGUCCCCUGUGAAGGACUAUGAAAAGAUGAUGGCAGCAAUCCAGAUAGAGAAAGAGAAGGCUGACAUGAGACUGCUGCAGCUGGAGGUGCGUCGACACAUGAGGCAAAAGGGAGAUGGCCCCUGGUUCCACUGUGGAGACCCUUAGCAAGGAUCUCAUCGACAACAGCCCCAAGUCAUCACCUGACAAUUAAUCUAGAUGUGUCUGUUGUCAGUACAUCACGCCGAUCAAUCUCACUGUUUGUACAUUUUUUCCUGUCUUGCGAAAAUAAAAUAUCUGUAUCUGUACCCUGA
Lates calcarifer (barramundi perch) is the source of this 720-nucleotide messenger RNA. RefSeq names its product NADH:ubiquinone oxidoreductase subunit B5 (gene ndufb5). The transcript is spliced from 6 exons. Lineage: Eukaryota; Metazoa; Chordata; Actinopteri; Centropomidae. Bases 62 to 574 code for a protein of 170 amino acids. The record is from RefSeq and is a predicted model, not a curated record.